AGUUUUCUCUGCAUAAAUAACACGCGCCUGAGAGCUUCCUGCCACAACACUGACAGAAACUGGGAGCACUUGAACGUCUCACCACCCCUGAGCUGCUGCGCUGCCCCCACCAUGGUUCGGACCGGUGUUGUGUUUGUGCUGUCGCUGCUGCUGUCGCUGACGUCUGCCGGAGUGUUUUUCACUCGCAAACAGCCGUGUUAUGUCCGCAACCCCAAAAGAAGCGCCGGGCUAAAGACGGCGCCUCGUCCUCACGAGUACUUGAACAUGUCCGACCUCCCUCAGUCCUGGGACUGGAGGAGCAUCCAAGGCGUGAACUACGCCAGCACCACGCGGAACCAGCAUAUCCCCCAGUACUGCGGCUCCUGCUGGGCGCACGGCAGCACCAGUGCCAUGGCAGAUCGGAUCAACAUCCUCCGGAAGGGAGCUUGGCCGUCCGCCUACCUGUCCGUGCAGCACGUGAUCGACUGCGGCGACGCCGGCAGCUGUCACGGCGGAGACCACGGCGGCGUGUGGGAGUAUGCGAACAAGCACGGGAUCCCUGACGAGACCUGCAAUAACUACCAGGCCAAAGACCAGUCGUGUAAACCUUUCAACCAGUGCGGCACCUGCACCACCUUCGGCAUCUGCAACAUCGUGAAGAACUACACGCUGUGGAAGGUGGACGAUUUUGGUGAGGUCAGCGGGAGGGAGAAGAUGAUGGCGGAGAUCUAUGCACGAGGACCAAUCAGCUGCGGCAUCAUGGCCACGGAGAAGCUGGACGCCUACACUGGUGGAGUCUACUCCGAGUACAGCGACAGUCCGUUUGUCAACCACAUCGUGUCGGUGGCAGGAUGGGGGGUGGAGGACGGCGUGGAGUACUGGAUUGUGCGCAACUCCUGGGGAGAGCCAUGGGGGGAGAAGGGUUGGCUCAGGAUCGUAACCAGCGCCUACAAAGGAGGCAGCGGCAGCUCCUACAACCUGGCUGUGGAGGAGGACUGCAUGUUCGGAGUCCCCAUCAUAGACAAGUCUCACUAGAACCUCCCUGUUGGAGGGAGAGUCACCGCUGGAGGACACGCUCGCGAUCGUCUAUCACCAGACUGUUGAACAGUCUGACUCACCAAUGGCUCCACAUGUUGGCACAAGCCACAAAUGCUUCGAGUGUUUUGUUUUUAAAAAUGACUUGCUCUCAACGUGCCUUUUUACACGCUUGUCCAGUUUUACUGAUCUUUUUAGCUGGCAAUUUUAAGUGCCAAUAAAUUCUUGUGAGAAACAAGUGUCUC
Synchiropus splendidus (mandarinfish) is the source of this 1259-nucleotide messenger RNA. RefSeq names its product cathepsin Z (gene ctsz). NCBI's taxonomy places the organism in Eukaryota, Metazoa, Chordata, Actinopteri, Syngnathiformes, Callionymidae. The transcript is spliced from 5 exons. The record is from RefSeq and is a predicted model, not a curated record. The coding region runs from base 112 to 1014 and encodes 300 amino acids. Gene Ontology annotation, molecular function: cysteine-type endopeptidase activity. Gene Ontology annotation, cellular component: lysosome.